Molecule: messenger RNA, 303 nt
Organism: Funneliformis caledonium
Lineage: Eukaryota; Fungi; Glomeromycota; Glomeromycetes; Glomerales; Glomeraceae
Source: the annotation of a GenBank genome assembly
AUGAAUAAUGCAAAUGAUGUUUAUUUACUACUUAAAUUAGCUGGGAUAGAUAAUAACUUUAAUAAUAAAGUUUUUGUACCUUUGAUUUCUGGUUAUUGCGUUUAUACAAAAUUGGUAGAAACAUAUUUUAGAUUAAAUUUAGAAUGGUGUGAUAAAGAAAAUACCAUUUUAUAUAGAUGGAACAAUUUUGCAAAUGAUUUUACUUUUACAAAUGUACAACAAUAUGAAGAAGAAACCGAUAAUAAACCAGAAUCAUCAAUUCAAAAACUUACUCAAAAAGGACAAUUAGGUUCUACCAUUCUU